CACAAGAUCAGGUUGUCCAUAUAAGACCUGCCAACCCCGUUGAGAGCCACUGGACCCACUGAACCACAGACAUAAUUUACACUUUUUCUCACGGUAGUCCUCAGAUAUCUUUAAUCCUGUUUUAUCACUUUCCAGGUCAUUCACAGUAGCGCCUCCUGGUUGACGGGACACAGUAAUAUGUGCCUCACCUGAUAUACCAGAACGAUCUACCGAUGGAGCCAUCUUCCACCACUGAGGAGCUGUCUGGCUCAUCAACUGCUGACAAACCAGUGUCAACUAGCUCCCGACCAACCACGCUCAACAUUCCCGUGGAAAACCCGAGUCCAUUACUAUCCUCUUUCCGGACACCCUCACUGAAUGAUUUGCAACCCAUACUUCGAUCAGAAGUGGAAAAACUAUUGCAGCAAUGGAAGACGUCCUCUCCACAAACGCCCAAUAGUUUUCUGAAUCCGAAACAUGUCACUGAAGAACAAGAAUGCUUUGCCAAUGCUUUUACUCAAAAACUGAAUGAGCUGCAGGACAGCGGGUGUCUUGCGUCAAUAACCGCUGCAAUGAGCCCGACAGUGAUCAACCCAAACAGUCUGUACAACGUCUCCCUACCCGAUAUGUCUUCACCAAAUUUGUCGAAUUUCGCUGACUUAUGCCGACAAGCCGUCCAACAGCAAGCAGAUUUAUCGACUCCUCCUAUUCUUCUGUACUCGCCCACCGCCCUACAAUCUCAUCCAUUGACGGCAUCUCAGGUCAAGUCAUCACUGGUCACCACCUCACAACAGUCUUCGUCAUUCGAUUUACAGAAGUGUGCUAAUGACCUAACAAAUCUGCAAAAUCAGCUUCAAGGCGCCGUCUCAAUUACACUACCUGUGUCUGCACUAUCUGGAGCAUCUAAAGAGUUGGCAGCGUUACAGCUGGCCAACCGCUUCAAAUUCGAAAUUACCACGAAUGGCGAGGUGUCCCAGGCCUCUGUUCUCAAGAUGCUCGGCUUAGAUGCGUCUUCGAGCGAAGUUAGUGGUACUGUAUGUUCAACGGCAACGCAGCCAACUGUGGAUUCCUUAUUGUGGCCCUUACGGGUGCAAACCUCUGGAGCCAGUGAAACCGCACAGGCAGAAGGACAACACAAUAGCUUUCUCACCUCACCACGUGAUGAUCUCGAUACCAGACCUUCCUCUGUGACCAACAGCGUUGAUCAGGCUGAAAUUGGUCGAUCUUUGAGAUCUCCGUCAUCGGUUUCUUCCAAUUCGUCGACCUCUCAUCAAAACGGUGCAGAUCCACCUGUCGGGCAAGGUACUCGUUUGGAUCCUACGGAACAAUAUCGGAUGCGUCUCGAACGAAAACGAGCUAGGAACAGAGAUGCCGCACGAAAGUGUCGAGAACGUAAAAUUCGCUUGAUAAAAAGUUUAGAGAAAGAUGUAUAUCACCUCUCCGAGGAGAACAAAGCUUUGCGCAAUCGCGUUUCUCGAAGCCGGAACGAAGUUGACCGUUUGAAAUCGUUCGUAGUAAAUCACCUAGAGAAAGAAUGCCCGGCAAUUGCCGGUAGGGUUGUCUGAGCAACAUUUUUCACCAUACCUAUUUGACAGCACAGGGACACACAUAGUUAUCCUUCCACCUGUGAUCAACGUACUUUUGUUGCGCAAUGCACCUUAUUCAUACCUACCCUUGGUUGCUGUCUUUUGACUUAUCAUUAACCUUGUUAUUUAUGAGUUUCCUUGUUUCAUUCUCCUAUUAGUGUCUUUGUGUUUAUGUUCGCCUACCUCACCGUCAUCGUCAUUAUCGAUAUUCUGACUAUCCUCUGUUUAUCUCACGGAACCCGAUAUUCUGAUCCAGAUUCGUAGUGUGCAUGCAGUGAGAAAAAUGCAUUUUUAUUGUCUAGUUAAGCCAACGGUUUUGUCGUAAUCAAGUCCGUCGUCACUUGAAAUUCUGGUAAAAACACUGCUUCUAUAAUAAACACGCUUUUAUCAGGUGUUGUUUUGCCCUCACACAAGUAGCUUGUGGGCAUUUUUAACGGAGGCCCUUUCCUCUGAAGCGGUGGACACAAGUCGUAUUGAACUUUCGGUAUAAUGACUGUAAGAAGACUCUUCUACGGUGGCCAUUUCAGAGCUUUCUUCUGUGGAAUGGUGCUGCCGAAGAGUCUAUAUUCUCACCAGGGUAGUUCCGUUUUCAUUGACAUGCUGUA
Molecule: messenger RNA, 2170 nt
Organism: Opisthorchis viverrini
Lineage: Eukaryota; Metazoa; Platyhelminthes; Trematoda; Opisthorchiida; Opisthorchiidae
Exons: 2
Coding region: 213-1544 (443 amino acids)
Biological process (GO): regulation of cell population proliferation; regulation of cell cycle; regulation of transcription by RNA polymerase II
Cellular component (GO): transcription regulator complex
Molecular function (GO): DNA-binding transcription factor activity, RNA polymerase II-specific; transcription factor binding; RNA polymerase II cis-regulatory region sequence-specific DNA binding
Source: RefSeq, a predicted model, not a curated record